Verticillium nonalfalfae is the source of this 333-nucleotide messenger RNA. RefSeq names its product 60S ribosomal protein L30 (gene RPL30). The record is from RefSeq and is a predicted model, not a curated record. Gene Ontology annotation, molecular function: structural constituent of ribosome; RNA binding. Gene Ontology annotation, cellular component: cytosolic large ribosomal subunit. The transcript is spliced from 5 exons. Bases 1 to 333 code for a protein of 110 amino acids. Lineage: Eukaryota; Fungi; Ascomycota; Sordariomycetes; Glomerellales; Plectosphaerellaceae.
AUGGCCCCCAUCAAGAAGAGCAAGAAGGAUGCCAACAGCAUCAACUCCAAGCUUGCCCUUGUCCUCAAGAGCGGUAAGGUCGUGAUGGGCUACAAGAGCACCCUCAAGAGCCUCCGCUCCGGCAAGGCCAAGCUCAUCCUGAUCGCUGGCAACACUCCUCCCCUCCGCAAGUCCGAGCUCGAGUACUACGCCAUGCUUUCCAAGGCCCCUGUCCACCACUUCACUGGCACCAACAUUGAGCUCGGUACCGCCUGCGGUAAGCUCUUCCGUGUCGGCGUUAUGGCCAUCACGGAUGCCGGUGACUCCGACAUCCUUGCUGACCAGCAGGCUUAA